GGUGGGGUCCGUGCCUCACGGGGCAAAGCGCGAGCUCCGAGCGCUGACUGAACAGCUGGUGACUUUCUCUAGCUGCGAUACUCUUCUUACUACUGAGUGCAAGCUCGGCCAUUACAGUUUCAAUUGUUAGCGCGCGUAAGUGAUGUUUCCCAGUUGAUUUUCUCUUUUAUUUGAGUGGCUGCUGUGGCUCAGAGAAAGUGGAGGUUCCGGCUUCUUUGAGGAGGCAUGAGGAAAAAGGGGCACAUGGAAACGGCGUUGCCAGUCGCUGUCCUACUGCUUAUGCUGAGGUUCGGUCUGUGUGAAGAGGUGGAGCAUGCAGCGAGAGCACGCCAAGUCCCAAUGUCUCCUUCUGACUUUCUGGACAAGCUGAUGGGGAGGACAUCUGGUUACGAUGCAAGAAUAAGACCAAACUUUAAAGGACCUGCUGUCAACGUGUCGUGCAACAUUUUCAUCAACAGUUUUGGCUCCAUUGCAGAGACUACUAUGGACUACCGUGUGAAUAUCUUCCUUCGACAGCAAUGGAAUGAUCCUCGGCUGUCCUAUGCAGAAUACCCAGAUGACUCUCUGGACUUGGACCCCUCAAUGCUGGACUCCAUUUGGAAACCAGAUUUGUUCUUUGCCAAUGAAAAGGGAGCCCACUUUCAUGAGGUCACAACAGACAACAAGCUGCUCCGGAUAUUUAAGAAUGGCAAUGUUUUGUACUCAAUUAGGCUGACAUUAACUCUGUCAUGUCCCAUGGAUCUAAAGAACUUUCCUAUGGAUGUACAGACCUGCAUAAUGCAGUUGGAGAGCUUUGGCUACACCAUGAACGACCUGAUAUUUGAGUGGCAAGAAAACGGACCUGUACAAGUGGCUGAAGGGCUAACACUGCCACAAUUCAUACUGAAAGACGAGUCGGAUCUCAGAUACUGCACCAAGCACUACAACACAGGGAAAUUUACCUGUAUUGAGGUGCGGUUCCACCUGGAACGUCAGAUGGGCUACUACCUGAUUCAAAUGUACAUUCCCUCACUCCUGAUCGUGAUCCUUUCCUGGGUGUCAUUCUGGAUUAACAUGGAUGCCGCCCCAGCAAGAGUGGCACUUGGAAUCACCACAGUCCUCACCAUGACGACACAGAGUUCUGGUUCCAGAACUUCCUUGCCCAAGGUCUCGUAUGUUAAGGCCAUAGAUAUUUGGAUGGCAGUCUGUCUGCUGUUUGUUUUCUCUGCCUUGUUGGAGUAUGCGGCCGUCAACUUUGUAUCACGGCAACAUAAAGAGCUGCUGCGGUUCAAGCGACAUCACAAGAACAAGAGCAUCCACAAGAACAAUGGAGGUGCAGUUGAUCCAGAAGAACUAGCUGACAACCUCCAGCGUGUUAGGACAGACAAUGACCUGAGAGCAGCAGAACCUUUCUAUGGAUCUAUGAGCAACAUCUACACCAGCACCAAUAGGGAAGGGGAAGUGCAUGAGACCAAGCUGACCUAUACAGUGGCUGUGACAUCUACUCCCAACAAUAGCAAAGACUCCAAGACCAGUGUCAACAAUACAGUGCCGACUGCUGUUGGGGCUGUGGCCACCACGACCCAGAACACCCCUGGAGGACCAAUACCCGCAAGUCGAGGAUGUAAAAGCACUGAGGAGAUGAGGAAAUUGUUUAUCGACCGAGCCAAAAAAAUUGACACUGUGUCCAGGGCCGGCUUUCCCCUGGCGUUCCUCUUCUUCAAUAUAUUCUACUGGGUUCUUUAUAAAAUACUUAGACAUGAAGAUGUUCAUAAGCCUUGAAAACAGUUUCAUGUGAGGACACUCCUGUUGCACUGACGUCACUGACACACAAGGAACGCAUAGAAUACAAAGAGAGGAAACAUGAGAAGUCAGACUAGUUCCGAGUCAGAUUUUUAAUCUGUAGUGCCAGCUAGGAGCAGGAAGUCAUUUCAGGGAAGUCAUUUCAUUCUCUCUGAAACAAUGCAUGUAUGUGGUAUGGACGAAAUCCAUGGUGACCGUUUUUAAGAGUUUAAAACUCUUGAACCAUGUUACGUACAAUUUUGUGCACAUGCUUUAUUUAAACUUUCUUUUGUUGGUCUGUAACAAAUGAGUCCGCCCUCACAUUUCCACUCUCAUGAAGUCAAAUUGACAGGACAACAUUAAGUUUACUAUACGUAAAGGUAUUGAUUUGAGUCAUCAGUCAUCAUCAGUGCAUCUCUGCACUGUACCACACAUCAUGAUGUCAAUCAUAACUUCACACCGUGCUUCAUCAUGAGAGGCAUGUAGCUUAUGUCAUAGUAGGUAUAAGGCGUUAUUAUUGACUUAUUAUUAUUAAUUAUUAUUAGAGGUCUCGUAGGGAAGGGUCCACAUUUCUUCAGGUCCUUGCACAUCAAGCGCUUAUUUUUUGUGCCAAUAUUUCACACGUUAUUUUUUUUUUUCCAAACCUGCUGUUUUUCAGCACAGGCUUGCACAUCAGCAACGUCAUUUCGUCGAGCAUUUAUUUUUGGGGGGCUGUGUUCAAUUUUUACACCUGGGAUUGACUGACAAAGCCAUCAGGUCACUCACCCGCUUCACCGUAGACAUUGCCAGAAGCAACACUGUCAUAAAAAACACUGUCUCAUGAGUCAGAUCCUCCAGUGAAGACUCUGCCAAACUUUCAAACGGGGAUUACACAGACCCUCCAGGAGGCCUGAUCCGCCAGAGACCAAGCAGGAAUCUUUUAAUGAUCGGAUGACUCCUCACCAAGAAGUGGCCCAGACCCUGGUCUCCCACCGGAAUGGCAGCUGCAAAUACAUUCAAUGUAGAAGCUGCCCGUCCUUUAGCCAGCAUCUCCUGGAGAACGGAAAAUUUACCAGAAAAAUUACAACUAACCUGUGAGAGCGCCUCCUCUGGAACAGAACCUCAGAUAACGUCAGUGAUGCAUGAAGGGAACAUGAAAAUAUGCAUCUGUCAGGUCCACUGACAUCAUCCAGUCUCCUGACGUGACACACUUGAGAAGCUGUCUGACCAUCAGUAUUCUGAACGGACAUGAUGCAAUGUGAGUGUUUAACCUCCAGAAAUCCAGGAUGGUUGUCAACUUUUCUGAUCUCUUAGGGACGAGGUUAUACACUAAGUAAAACCAUGUCUUUCACUCCUCCAGCGGGACUUUUCGAACUGCCCGCUUUUUUAGCAGAGAAUUUAUGUCUUGUUCUAAGCACUGAUCCUGCAGUCCUGAGCAGGCCGUGCUGUGCCCCCCAUUGAACAUGAGAGGUCGGACACGGAACUGAAGCUCAUAACACAUGGCUAAUGUUCUGUCCAUCCAUGGAGAAAGAGGUCUCUCCACUCCGGGAGAAAGUCCGACAGACGGAGCCGAGUCAGGGUAACCGGCCAUAAGCACGGAUGUCUUCUUCUCCAGCUGCUCCGGGACAUUGGUACCAAACAGGGUGUGAUCUGUAGUUGGUGCUCCCACAAGGGUCCGUCUCUCCAGUUCCUUGAGGCCGGUCUUGGAGAGCCAGGUCUGGCCUGUGUCAUCAUCUGGAACGCCUCCAUCGUCUGGGACUGCUCCAGGAGCUCCUCCUCACUGCCCACCCUCUCAAAGACCGCCUUGACCAUGGCUGCUGACAACAGGGUCAUGUUGUUGGUGAGGUUCGGAACGUGGAGCGCAUGGGAGUAGGCUGUGGGAACACAUUAAGACCCACCUCGUUUUCAUGGAACCAUCCGUCGUCCUACUCUGUCAUAAUGGUCCAAACCAGCUUCCACAGACAAAGGAGGACAGGACUCGACCGCCGGGGAAGCAGGGUUCCCUGGAACUUGCUAGCAUUAUUGAUAACUCUUAAAAGAACAGCAUAAUAGACCCCUUAAAAUGAGGCAAGUAGCAUUAGAUGUUUUGUUUUGGCCUUAUGGAAAAGUAAAUUGACAACACACCCUACAGAAAUGGGUAACCUGACAAUUCAGGGGAGAAACAGCAAAAGCCAGUGGAUACUUGGCCUUAGAAUUACCAAACCACUGUGACAUUGUUUAUGCCAUUUGACCCAUGCUGUGUUAUUUUGAUUUCAUUGUGUUUGAGAGGAAACAGCUUGUAAUUCUUUCCUCAAAUACACAGUGACGGUGUGGCCCACUGAACUGUACAAACAUUGCAACAGUGAACAUUUUCUCAUGGCUUGAAACAGUAGAGCGUCAGCAUUUUCAGAUUUAAAUAUACCCUACCUAUUGCUUUACCAUGACACAGGUGAUUUACAAGUGAACAAAUAAACCAACAAGAACAAGACAAAUAUUAGUUCAAACUGACGGACAUAACGGCUGGGACUCACUCAUGAAGACCGAUUAGAGGAGGUCUGGCAUUAAUGAUACUAUAUUAAAAAGUGACACGAGAAGGGGAGAAAGAAGGAAGAUGCAAUGACUUGUUUUUGACGUUAAAUAUUUGGUCAGUAUGUAUUGGGUUGUUUAAUAUAUUAACCUAAUAGAUUUUAAGGUUAUUUAAUAUAUUUUGCACACAUUCUGAAAAAAGAAAGAAAACACACAAAAUGGUGACCGCUGGCUUUUGUUGUCUACUUUGAAACAAUUUGCUUUCAAAUGUUAAUCAGCAUGAAAUGCACUGGGUAUUCAGUCAUCCAAGCCAGUUCUUACCCCUUCACAAUGAUGUUCAAAGCACAGCCAUUUAAUAAAAAAGAAAAUCUUCUCUCUGGAUCAACUUCAUCACCAGCACGUUGCCCAUUUAGAUGUGACUUAAGCAGUUUGUUAUCGAUCUUAUACUUAAAGAUCGAUGUGCUCGCCUAAAACGUUCUAAAAGUUUUUGCAUAAAGGUUUUUGCAAUGUUUUUGCUGAACAUUUCAUAUAAAUCAACUCAUAGCAUUUGGAGUGACAAUACCGAGAAACAAAUAAAAACACUAUUCGUUGAAAGGUAAUGAUAAUUAAACCCUUGUGUUUCGCCAAACUCACCAAGUUGCACCCCAUGUGUCACAUAAACUCUGAUUGAAAUAUGCUUUCUCUCACUCUUCACUCCAGUUUUAAACGUCCACUCAAGCUCAGUGAAGCACAGUUUGUGGUCCAGCCCCCAUGUAAAAAUCUGAUACAUGUACAUGCUAUUUAGCAGUGGAUAAGCCAGUCUGUGAAUGUGUGCCUGUGUGCAUGCGUGUCGGGGGAGGGGGGAGUAUUAUGGUGCUU
Molecule: messenger RNA, 5103 nt
Organism: Synchiropus splendidus (mandarinfish)
Lineage: Eukaryota; Metazoa; Chordata; Actinopteri; Syngnathiformes; Callionymidae
Product: glycine receptor subunit alphaZ1-like
Exons: 10
Coding region: 226-1761 (511 amino acids)
Biological process (GO): chloride transmembrane transport; nervous system process; regulation of membrane potential
Cellular component (GO): neuron projection; plasma membrane; synapse
Molecular function (GO): chloride channel activity; transmitter-gated monoatomic ion channel activity; glycine binding
Source: RefSeq, a predicted model, not a curated record